Westerdykella ornata is the source of this 1369-nucleotide messenger RNA. RefSeq names its product F1-ATP synthase assembly protein. The record is from RefSeq and is a predicted model, not a curated record. NCBI's taxonomy places the organism in Eukaryota, Fungi, Ascomycota, Dothideomycetes, Pleosporales, Sporormiaceae. The transcript has 2 exons. Gene Ontology annotation, biological process: mitochondrial proton-transporting ATP synthase complex assembly. The coding region runs from base 117 to 1196 and encodes 359 amino acids. Gene Ontology annotation, cellular component: mitochondrion.
AUUCAACGCCAGGUCCGUGCAUCAUAUCGUCAAGAAUCUCUCGGAGCAUCGCGAACGGUCGGCAGUUCUUUCCCCACGGUACGCUACUGCCCCGGAUUCCGUGUCUCUCUCAGAGUAUGGAGUUUCUUCGACCUAGGCUCGCGACAUUGAGGCUCCCAGUGGCCCGGAAAGCCCCCCGCCCGCUCUACCAAUGUCUUCACACUUCUUCCUCACGAUGUGCGCAACCGCUUGGAACCCCCGCCGUACCAGGCCCGCCGCCCAAAGCUCCCACAUCAGAGGCCUUUGAGCGAGUCGCGCGGAAGAGGAGACAGGCGGAGCUAUUGCAGCAGGCACGGGAGCUGAGGGCGUCGCCAGCGCGGCCCAAGACUGCCCUGCAGAAGCGCUUCUGGCGCGAUGUGUCGGUGCACGAGUCGGAUGACGGCCUACAGAUCUUUCUCGACAAGCGCCCCGUCCGCACUCCCUCGAAGCAGAUCCUCACGAUCCCUCGAUCCAAGAGCCAGCUGGCCACAGCCAUUGCCCUCGAAUGGGACCUGCUAGUGAGUGCACAGCAGGCGCUCAAGUCAGAAUACAUCCCCAUGACCUCUCUCGCCGCACGCGCCAUUGAUAUCGCAAAGGCCGACGCUGAAGGAAACACAAAGAUCCGGGACGACAUCAUCAACAUGCUCAUGCGCUACCUGGCCACCGACACGCUGCUCUGCUGGGCCCCGGAGAAGAACAUACACGACGCCGCAGGCGACAGCGCCUCGUUACGGAACCUGCAGAUGAAGCUCGCCACUCCCAUCAUCGCCUACCUGACGUCCAAGGUCUGGCCCGGUGUAGAGAUUGUUCCCAUUCUGGAGCCGGAUAGUAUCCUCCCCAUACCCCAGCCGGAGAUGACGAGAAACGUGGUGCGCGGCUGGCUUACCGGUAUUCCUGCCUUUGAGCUCGCCGGUUUGGAACGAGCUGUUCUCGGUUCCAAGAGUCUCUGUAUCGGUGUCCGUCUCAUCCACGAGUGGGGCGAGGCUUUUGCGACAGCACGCGAGCCCUCCGAGGGAGCCCGUUUCGGCAUCGAGGAGGCGGCAGAGGCUUCCAGCGCCGAGGUUACGUGGCAGACGCAGCACUGGGGAGAAGUCGAGGACACGCACGACGUGGAAAAGGAGGACUUGCGCAGACAGUUGGGCGGCGUGAUAUUGCUUGUAGGCGGUGACUCGUCAUGAGCUGGCAAAGACGUUGGAACUCUUAGAGGAGGCGCUUCUUAGUGGCUCUUGCACAAAAAGGGACAUGGAUAACCCAUACUGUAAGCAUAGAAGCAGGCUGGGCCAAGAUAGUUGGAGUAGCUGCCCAGGUGCCAUCUGACGCGGCGUCAGCAGUUAAAUCUACAGCGUACCGU